Podospora pseudocomata is the source of this 2069-nucleotide messenger RNA. Its product is annotated as alcohol dehydrogenase. Gene Ontology annotation, molecular function: alcohol dehydrogenase (NAD+) activity; zinc ion binding. The record is from RefSeq and is a predicted model, not a curated record. Gene Ontology annotation, cellular component: cytoplasm. Bases 939 to 2003 code for a protein of 354 amino acids. Lineage: Eukaryota; Fungi; Ascomycota; Sordariomycetes; Sordariales; Podosporaceae. The transcript has 3 exons.
UAAGAGUUAAGAAUUUGAUCCGAACUAUGGAGCGAUGAUGAUGUGGUUUGUUUUGGAACGGGCCGUUUACAGUGGUGGCGUCGACUUACACGAGCAGCGGCUGUAGUUCUAGCGCCCUAUCGCUUGGUUCCGGGGCAGCGGAAGGCCUUUCUUCCAUGCAUGACACUGCAUUGUGUGGAACGUCACAACGGCCUAGGCUUGCUGCGAGGGGAAGGGGGUGUUAUCAUCAAGAUGGACAGAACAUCAGACCACCUUCUGCGUCCGUGGACUUGGAUAUUGACUGCCGCGAUUGACGGUUCAGUUUUUGAGGGGAAAGGUUUCAAUUCGACGAAAUAACGGCUUUUAAGGACAAGUUGAUCAACAGUUUUGGGUAGCAGAGGAUUUAGACACAUAAAAAUUGUGGUUCCAUGACGUUUGGUGCAGGCGUGAUCUUCCGGGGAUAAACACCAGUCAGUUUUGCUUCCUCGUAAAAACAACAACAACAACAACAACAACAACAACAGCAACAGAGCUUCCAGGCGGAGAUCACUCGGUCUUUUUUUCUACGACGUGAUGUUAAGAGGAGGGUAACAGUGCAUUACAGCCUCACAGAAACAAGCCUUCCACUAUGUCUGAUUCUGGAAAGGGCCUUCCACCUCCCUGUAGUUAGCCCCGGUUUGGUAACAAAGGAAAAGAUCAUACGUUUUUCCCUGACAGCACUUUCCCGCCCCCUCGCAAGCAGGAAAAAAGCUUCGAUGAUGCAGCAGAUCUCGUGUCUGGACCGCAGGUGGUCUCCUCAUUUCGUGAGGGGGUGACUGGGACACAAGUGUAUAUAAAGGUCACACGGUUACCUCAUUUUGUACAUCACAGUUCAACUUUGAUUUCAUCAGAACCAACCUAUCCCAUACUCAAACGCCAACCACUAUUUUCAGAGAAGAAAGAGAAAGAGUCUGUUCAAGAUGACAACCUACGACAUCCCAACCGAGCAAUGGGCCCAAGUAGUCGAAGCCCCCGGCGGCCCCGCCGUCUACAAGAAAAUCCCCGUCCCCUCCCCCGGCCCAGAUGAGGUCCUCAUCAACGUAAAGUACUCCGGCGUCUGCCACACCGACCUCCACGCCAUGAAGGGUGACUGGCCAAUCCCCACUAAAAUCCCCCUCGUCGGCGGCCAUGAAGGCGCCGGCAUCGUCGUGAAAAAAGGCUCCCUAGUCGCCGACGACAUCAAGCUAGGCGACGCAGCAGGCAUCAAAUGGCUCAACGGCUCGUGCCUCUCCUGCUCCUUUUGCCAACAAUCCGACGAGCCCCUCUGCCAGUCUGCCCUCUUGUCGGGGUACACGGUCGACGGGUCGUUCCAGCAGUAUGCCAUCGCCAAGGCUGCGCACAUCGCGCGGAUUCCUAAGGGUGUUGAUCUUGAGGAGGUGGCUCCUGUGCUCUGCGCCGGGAUUACGGUAUACAAGGGAUUAAAGGAAUCAGGAGUGAGACCAGGCCAGUGGGUUGCUGUUGUUGGAGCGGGUGGCGGGUUGGGGAGUAUGGCGGUGCAAUACGCCAAGGCUAUGGGAGUGCAUGUUAUUGGGAUUGAUGGCGGGAGUGAAAAGGGGGAGAGUGUCAAGAAACUGGGGGGGAGUGCCUACGUUGAUUUUAUGGCGUCCAAGGAUUUGGUUGAGGAGGUCAAGGCUGCGACGCCGGAUGGGUUGGGGCCGCAUGCUGUGUUGUUGUUGGCUGUGUCGGAGAAGCCGUUCCAGCAGGCGACCGAGUAUGUCAGGAGUAGGGGGGCAGUUGUUUGCAUUGGGUUGCCUGCGGGGGCGUAUCUCAAGGCGCCCGUGUUUGAUACCGUGCUUAGGAUGAUUACUAUCAAGGGGAGCUACGUGGGCAACAGGCAGGAUACGGCCGAGGCGUUGGACUUCUUCCAGAGAGGUUUGAUUAAGGUGCCGUAUAAGACUGUUGGGUUGAGCCAGCUGGGCGAGGUGUACCAGAUGAUGGAGGAGGGCAAGAUUGUGGGGAGGUAUGUGGUUGAUACUAGCAAGUAGACAGGGCAAUGGGGAAGGGCUGGCUGUGGGUAAUGAUUAUAUGUGAGCGUUAUUAUGUAUCCUGAA